AGAACAAGUCACAGAAACAGAGGACGCGACGGUGGAGUCUGCUCUGCUCCACCGGGAUCGUCCAGUGUUGGCGGUCUUUACUCUCCAUCUUCCCCCUCCUAUGGUGGCUUAACUGCAGAGAUUCCGCAGAAAGAGACAAAGGGUAAAUCGUGGUUAAACUGUGAAGAAAACCUUUAAAGAUCGAGCUAUGUGGAGACUCUUGCGUAGAAAAUUUCACGAGUAACAACAGAGCAAUUAUAUGUGUACGAUGCGAAGAGGGACGAAAGAGACGAGGCGGGCCGUGUGCUAAGCGUGGAAUGGCGACGGGUGGAGUCGAAUGGUACAGUGCCGUGCCGUCGAGUCGUCCCUGUCAUGUCUCACCCACCCACCGGAGCCUUGUUUAUCACCGAGUUAUGUAGCGUGGACGACGGGGUUGGUUGCAGACUCUGCUUUUAGUUUGAUUCAAGAGAAGUUCUGAGUUGGUGGAUCUGCUUUGGUUCUUCUGGUAGAACAAGAGUCGAGUAUCGAUGCUCUCAGCAUUAGCACAGCAAUGCGACAGUGUUCUGUGUGCAUGAGCACAGCUGCCAUGUCUUCUGCUGCAGAAGACACAGCUGCAACACAAAGACAACAGAAUCCUUGACUCUCUCUCUCUCUCAUCCCCUUCCCUUUUCUCCCUUUCGUCUCUUCCCUCUGCGUCUAUUCUCGUUCCUCCUUGCACGCUCACACUCCAGACCAAUUAUGGAACCCCGACGCCUGUCGAGUAAGCCGCAGAGCAAGAGCAGAAAGAAGGUGCGGAACGAGAUGGCGGGGGCUGCCGUGCACGACGACGGGGGCGAGGAAGACGAGGAGGUGGCUCCCGGGGGAGAGGCGGCGGAGAAGGACAAGAAGCGGAGGCCCUCCUCGUCCGUGGCGACGAAGAAGGGAUCGGGUAGCGGCAGCGGCGGAGGCGUGUCGCCGCCGUGCUGCCAGGCCGAGAAGUGCGCCGCGGACCUGGCGGAGGCGAAGCUGUACCACCGGCGGCAUAGAGUCUGCGAGGUGCACUCCAAGGCCGCCGUCGUCAUCGUCGCGGGUCUGCGGCAGAGGUUCUGUCAGCAAUGUAGCAGAUUCCAUGAGGUAUCGGAGUUCGACGACUCCAAAAGGAGCUGUCGCAGGCGUUUGGCUGGCCACAACGAGCGCCGGAGAAAGAGUUCUUCCGACAGCCAGGGAGACGGCUUGAGCCGCUUCAGGCAGCCAGACGAAGAUGGGAGGAUGCAGAUGAGUGACACGGGUAAUUCCACGCACAAGCAUUUCCAGAUCAAAUGAGAUGUCGUGCUUCCCAUGAAAGCAUGCUCUCUCUCUUCUGUCAUGCUAUAUGGGUCAGACGUGGCCUAUCGCGCACUUUCUAUGUGGCAUGGAAAUCUACUAACUCUGCAGCUAUCAUCUGCUUGUUGUGAUAUCAUUAUGGAUUAACUUUGUUGAAGUGUGUUUAUUUUCACUUCUCAUUUGUAUUUUAAUCCUUGAAGAGUUCAUCUUAA
Messenger RNA from Musa acuminata AAA Group (dessert banana), 1493 nucleotides. Its product is annotated as squamosa promoter-binding protein 1-like. NCBI's taxonomy places the organism in Eukaryota, Viridiplantae, Streptophyta, Magnoliopsida, Zingiberales, Musaceae. The transcript is spliced from 2 exons. The record is from RefSeq and is a predicted model, not a curated record. Gene Ontology annotation, molecular function: DNA binding. Gene Ontology annotation, cellular component: nucleus. Bases 718 to 1281 code for a protein of 187 amino acids.